This is a messenger RNA of Guillardia theta CCMP2712, 1386 nucleotides long. RefSeq lists its product as hypothetical. The record is from RefSeq and is a predicted model, not a curated record. Lineage: Eukaryota; Cryptophyceae; Pyrenomonadales; Geminigeraceae. The coding region runs from base 1 to 1386 and encodes 461 amino acids. The transcript is spliced from 2 exons.
AUGAUGGCGUGGGAUGGCGGCCUGGGUAUUUUGGCAAUAGGAGCCGUCGGCAUGCUGGGAGUGGUGGCGAUAGAAUGGGCGGUGAUGUCGCCCUUCGACCGCAAGCUCUUCAUCCGUCUUGCCACCGCCAACGAUCGUCUGCGCUCGUCGCUGCGGAAUGCCAUGAUCACAUUCACGCUCAAUGUUUUCCCAGGAGGCACUCCCUUCGUCCAGCACUCCAUGGACACGAGCUAUCCUCCGCUCAUCACGCGCUUCCUCGUGCUCUCAGGAGCUACCUUCCUUCAGUUUAUGGGUCCCGUUGUUGGGCUCGUCCACGCCUUCUUCCCGACCUGGAUGAUUCCAGCGAGGCAGUUUGCAAGGGGAGGACAUGGGAUGGACCGAUCGGGUCAGAGGGGAUGGAGGCUCUGGUGGUUCUACGUUCGGCAUCCUCUUGCCAUCGAAGGUGAGGGCUUUGGAAACGGUGCUGGUCUUGCCAUCUAUAGUGCAGCAGAGUCGCUCUCCUAUCCCAGCGUCAUGUACGACAAGUUCCAUGACAUGUUCCACGACAAGCUUUGGCAGGAUCGGCUCUUUGCUCGCCAUGAAGCUCCGACUGCUCGGAUCAUGCUGGUUAUGAGAAAUGGAGAAGUAGAGUACCGAGCGAAGAAGAUCGAGGGACAAGAUGAGAUGAAGUGGAUCUGGAAGCCUGUCUACGCAACCAUGGGGUUGGGAAUCGUUCAGUGCCAUGACAUUGAGCAACUUGUUCCUCCUUACAGGAAAGCAUGCUACAUGCUCGUGGAGCAGGUUCUCCCUUCCUUCCAUCCUCGUGCGGAAUGGUUCCGCAUUUCCACACUGUGGCGGUUCGAAGCGCCGGCGCCCUCCUUCGGCUACUGCUGGCGCACCUUCAACAAGCUGGAGGAUCAGCGCGUGCAGACGGACAUUAUCGGAGGACAUGCUGUUCUCCUCAAGGGAGGGCCCAAGCCCUUCAUCGGCAACCAUGAGGAUUACGACGAAGACCCCCAAGACCCCGCGUGCUACGGCUUCUACGAUGCGAGGAACAGGACGUGGAUCGACGCGUCCACGUACACUGCUGCCCUCCUCCGCGCCUACGAGCUUGCAAUGAGCAUGCACGGGGAGCUGGGGAAGGAGCUGGCUAACGUGGGGUGGGACGUGAUGGUGCGCGAAGAGGGGCCUGUCUUCCUGGAGUUCAACAUCAACAACGGGUUCCUCGUCUCAGACCAUGGCAUCGAUCAGUGCGAGAAGAUGCUCAAGUACUACGAGGAAGAGUUCAACAAGAGGAUGGCCCACUACAGCGACAGCGUUGCUCCGCCGGAUUCUUGGGACCUCGGCAAAUGGAUGAAAAAGUCAGGUACGUCCAGCUCGACUGCUCAACGAGACCUGGGUGCGUAA